GAGAAGGACAAUAUUGAAAAGAUCUGGUUACCACCUCAAGAAAAAACAGCAGUGUCAGCAAAGCGAGGUAGGAGGAAGCUGACUAACGUACUCUAUAUGCAAGUCACCCCACCCUACGUCAACCAAGCAUUGGCGCUAUAGGCCCCACUUAUUCUACAGCUAUCAUGCACAAAGCUACUGCCUCUACAUCGACAGCGUUUCGAAACCAGCAACCACUUGCGACACUCUCUUGAGGCGAAACAUGGGCGCGAAGUCGGAUCACACCCAGGGCAUCGAAAAAUCGGACUCGACUGAUGCCAACAUGAACACCAAGGUUGACAGAAACCACGUCGGCUCUGACGAGACACCACCGAUAUACUACGACGCUGAGCCAUCAGCCCAGCCACCAAGCUACCAUAAUUACCAAUCCACUUCGCCUACUGAACUGCAAAAUGGGCCUGCAUCACGACCUAAGCCCAGAGAUCAACACAGCACUGGCGCACCCGCAAGUACCAUCGCGGCAGUCCUUGGUUCUGAAUAUACCGAUUUAGACGCUCAGCGACGAGCAGACCGCAAGAAGAAAACGUUUCGCGAGCGCUGGAAAAAUUUCAAAGAAAGAAAUCUUAGAGCCCAUGAUGUUUCCGAGGACAGGGCUGGAGCGGCGAGUGCGGCCGAGUGGAAUGUGCAGGGUGGAAGACUGAGUGGAGGACUGGCGACACCGUAUCGGAGGAAGGGGAAGUAAUUUAGUAAUUGCUGCAUCCUCAGACCAUAGGAAUAAUAGAGAGGUAAGAUAUUAAGAAAAGGUACUACUAAUAUACUCUCUUUUA
Alternaria alternata is the source of this 806-nucleotide messenger RNA. RefSeq lists its product as hypothetical. The record is from RefSeq and is a predicted model, not a curated record. Bases 242 to 721 code for a protein of 159 amino acids. The transcript has a single exon. NCBI's taxonomy places the organism in Eukaryota, Fungi, Ascomycota, Dothideomycetes, Pleosporales, Pleosporaceae.